This is a messenger RNA of Uranotaenia lowii, 2865 nucleotides long. RefSeq lists its product as uncharacterized. Gene Ontology annotation, molecular function: aspartic-type endopeptidase activity. The record is from RefSeq and is a predicted model, not a curated record. Bases 1 to 2865 code for a protein of 954 amino acids. The transcript is spliced from 2 exons. NCBI's taxonomy places the organism in Eukaryota, Metazoa, Arthropoda, Insecta, Diptera, Culicidae. Gene Ontology annotation, biological process: proteolysis.
AUGCAACAGUUCAUCAUGCAUCAGCAGGAAGUAUCGCAACGUCACUCGAACCUGUCCCAGGAUUACAGACCUCCGUUGGCACCUAACCCGGAGCAAAUUUUGGAGUCGCUGAGUACUAACAUCAACGAAUUUCGUUACGAUCCGGACACUUUGCCGAGGGAAAUUGUGUUCGAUGAUACUGUGCGGAAGUUAAAAAGUUUAUUUGGCACGGUGGAAUCGUUGAUCUGCCGUCGUUAUCGGUGUUUGCAAGUGACGAAGCAGCCUUCCGAAGAUUAUAAGGCGUAUGCUUGUCGCGUGAACCGUCUUUGCGUUGAAUUCGAGCUGGGAAAACUGAGCGAAGACGAGUUCAAGUGCUCGAUGUUCGUGUGUGGAUUGAAGUCGGAUAGUGAUGGGGAAAUCCGCACCCGCCUAUUGAGCCGAAUCGGAGACAACAGUCUCGUAAAGUUGGAGCAGAUUUCUGAUGAGUGCCAAAAAGUGAUGUCGAUCAAACACGACACUGCGAUGAUCGCCACCCAAUCAGUGUCAACAAAAGUGGUGAAUCGCAAACAAACGUUGAACAAGUGGCCGGAAAGGCAGAAGAAAAACAACCCAGAAGGAGAAAUGAGCAAAAAUUAUAAUAGACACCAAAAUAAAAACAAUAAAAGUGGGCCAUUUUCUCCUUGCUGGUGUUGUGGUGCCAUGCACUAUGCAAGGGAUUGCACGUACCGCAACCAUCGGUGCAAAGCAUGCGGUGGUUAUGGACACAAGGACGGCUACUGUGCAAGUGCUAAAAAGACAAACAGUGACAAAAGGAAACUGCCAUCGGCGGCCACAAAAUCAGUGCAAGUGAAAAGUGUCAAGCAGCAACGGAAAUACGUCACAGUGCAGAUUUUGGGAACACCAGUGAAGCUGCAGUUGGAUACGGCGUCGGAUAUCAGCGUGAUUUCGGAGAAAACUUGGGCGAAAAUCGGGAAGCCGACGACUUCACCGGCGUUAGUGAGAGCAUCCACAGCAUCAGGACAGCCUCUCAAACUCCAAGCUGAAUGCACUUGCGAUAUUGAAGUCAACGGGGUGCGUCGCAGUGCCAAGUUCUUCAUCGUCAAGCAGCCAUUGCAUCUUCUGGGAAUUGAUCUCAUCAAUCUGUUCGACCUGUGGUCAAUUCCCAUGAACCAGUUUUGCAAUCAACUGACAUCGUCCCGUGAUCUUGGGAAUGCCAUCAAGGCCGCAUUUCCGGAAGUUUUCUCGGACGUUCCUGGGCUGUGUACGAAGGCGAAGGUUAAGCUCACUCUCAGGGAUGGCCAGUCAGCUGUAUUCCGUCCGAAACGCCCUGUAGCUUACGCCAUGUACAGUACAGUGGACAAGGAGCUCGAUCGACUGGAACACGCCAAUAUCAUCACACCAGUCGAGUAUUCAGCAUGGGCCGCACCGAUCGUGGUGGUCCGUAAAGCAAGCGGUGCCAUCAGAAUCUGUGGAGAUUACUCUACGGGUUUGAACAACGCGCUUGAAGCCAAUCAGUACCCCUUGCCGCUUCCCCAGGACAUAUUUGCCAAGCUUUCAAACUGCACCAUCUUCAGCAAGCUGGAUUUAUCCGACGCAUUCCUGCAAGUCGAGGUAGACGAGUCUUCCCAAGAGUUAUUAACCAUCAACACUCAUCGGGGGCUAUAUCGCUACAAUCGACUAUCACCAGGAGUUAAAGCAGCACCUGGAGCAUUCCAGCAACUGGCCGGCCUCAAAAAUACUUUGGGGUAUUUGGACGACGUUUUGAUCGGCGGAGCGGAUGAGGAGGAGCAUAACCGCAAUUUGAAAGCAGCUCUUCAACGUUUUCAAGAGUACGGUUUCACCAUGAAGGCUGAAAAGUGUUCCUUCGGUUCACAACAGAUAAAGUAUCUGGGGCACCUCAUCGACAAACAUGGUUUGCGCCCAGAUCCGGCAAAAAUCGACGUCAUCCGCAACCUUCCGCCGCCGACAGAUGUGACGGGUGUUCGAUCCUUCCUAGGAGCCAUCAAUUACUAUGGCCGUUUUGUUCCUGCGAUGCGAACACUGCGUUAUCCACUGGAUGAGCUGCUCAAAGGCAAUAAACAGUUUAACUGGUCAGCCGAUUGCCAAAAAGCGUUCGAUCAGUUCAAAACUAUUCUGGCCUCCGAUCUUCUGUUGACACAAUACAGUCCAGAUUUGCCGAUCGUCGUUUCAGCAGACGCUUCAUCGGUAGGUGUCGGUGCUACAAUCAGCCAUAAGUUUCCGGACGGUUCAGUGAAGGUCAUCCAGCAUGCAUCCAGGGCUCUCACUGCAGCCGAACAAGCAUACGGGCAACCCGACCGUGAAGGUUUGGCGCUUGUUUUCGCCUGCACCAAGUUUCACAAAAUGUUGUACGGUAGAAGUUUCACCCUUCAAACAGACCAUGCUCCUCUGUUACGCAUCUUUGGAUCCAAGAAAGGCAUACCCACCUACACUGCCAACCGCUUGCAACGAUGGGCGUUGCAACUACUGCUGUACAACUUUCACAUCGAGUACAUCAGCACAGACAAGUUUGGAAACGCCGAUGUAUUAUCCCGAUUGAUCAACAACCACAUCAAGCCCGACGAAGAUUAUAUUAUUGCCAGUGUCAACUUAGAAGAAGAUUUGGGAUCCGUAGUAGCCAAUUUCGCUAGACAAAUCCCUCUGAAUUUCAAGGCGGUUCAGAAUGCUACUCAACCAGAUCCGGUCCUUGGAGAAGUCUUCCGUUUCAUCCUGAAUGGCUGGCCUAAGUCCCGAAAAUUGAUUCCCGAUCACGAGGUCCAACGCUUCUUCGGCCGCCAAGACUCUUUGUCUAUCGUCCAAGGGUGCGUUAUGUUUGCCGAGCGUAUUGCUAUACCGUCGAAAUUCUGUAACAAACGGCUCGCUAGCUGA